Prorocentrum cordatum is the source of this 1185-nucleotide messenger RNA. The record is from the annotation of a GenBank genome assembly. NCBI's taxonomy places the organism in Eukaryota, Dinophyceae, Prorocentrales, Prorocentraceae.
GGCAGUUGCUGGGCGCACGCCUCCCGGCUGGCAAUGGAGUCCCGGGCGGAGGUCAAGGGGAUGAAAAACAUUGGGUGGUCGGCGCACCAGAUCAUCGCGUGCACGCCGAACCCGAAGCACUGUGGCGGCGAGGGCGGUUGCGAGGGGGCCACCGCCGAGCUCGCUUACGAGUACGUGCUGAACAAGGGCCUCCUGCAAGAGGCCGAGUACCGCGCCCAGGCCGGGGACGACCAGAAGGCAGAGUGCCCGAAGCCCUUAAAGGUGUCCACCGAGGUGGCCACCAGGGGCAUCGUUGGCGCUGACGGCAGCGAGGAGCACCGUGGAAAGGCGCAGAUGGCCGGUCGUGCCCUUGGCCUAAUCGGGUGGACGAAGUUGCCUGAGAACAAAGAGGACGCGAUCGUGCGGGAGCUGAUGGCCAACGGCCCGCUGUACGUCGCGGUGGCCGCCGGCGACGGCUGGUUCGACUACAGUACGGGCGUCAUGACGGAGGAUUCGUGCGACAGGGAUUUCAUCGUUAACCACGCGGUGGUCCUCUUCGCCUGGGGCGUAAAGCAGAAGACGGUGCGCGGGCCGGUCAAGUAUUGGCAGAUCAAGAACAGUUGGGGCCCGCAGUGGGGGGAGAACGGCACGGGCCGCUUCAUCCGAUCGGACGCCGAGGACAGAUUAAGGUGUGCGGCUGGGACGAGAACCUCAGGACGGGUCCGCUGCGACGGCGGCCCCGAGAGGGUGUGGGUCUGCGGCACGUGCGGCAUCCUCUACGACGUCGUGGCGCCGCACUUCUGAGGUGCAUGGGCGCUCUGGAGUUUCCAGAGCCAGCGCCGUUUUCCGCCCGCCUCUCCCCCCCUCGACCUCCGGGGGCCUCCUUCUCCCCCUAUCCUCAUCCGCGCCCUCCCCCAUGGGAUUCUUCCCUCAGAAAGCCCGCCGCGCCGUCUGGCGGGGCCCAAUAUUGUUCCUGGCUUCCCAUUUUCGAGUGCUUCUCUACGCCCCCGUGCGCUGGGGGGGGGGGCAGUAGGUCUAGGCCACCUGCCCGCGCUCGCCUCGAAAAGCCCCUGGCCUGCCUGCCGGCUGUUCGACGAUCUGAUUUUUGUGCAAGCGACGCUGGGGCCUGUGAUCGGUCGGGUCCUGCUAGAAGUGCCCCCUUGCCCAGGGUGCCUCCAGGAUUUCCAGGCAGGCCCCCACGGCGCG